AUGCAAAAUAUAGGUAUUCACACUUCUUCAGUAUACGAUGCCGUCACUGAGUCGACGCCUCCACCCCGCCCUGCAUCGUCCUUUUACCAAACACCCCUCUCCAUUAAUACGGGCAGUUUUGCGAACUCGACCGAGCACCGAGACUUAUACAUUGGCAUACUAGGUUUCUUUGAAGCAUUCUUCGGAGAUUUACCAGAUCUAAGACCGAUGGCACAAGCUGUGUUUGACAAGUGCAAGGAAAGAGAUAAACCACUCUUCCAGGUAGAGAGCGGUUGGCAGAGCUGGCCUGAGGCGGCGAAGGAAAAGGAAGCUUUGAGCUGGUUUGCCCCACUUACAGAGCGGCUGUUGGGCCUUGCAGAUGGGUAUCAGUCGGUAUCUGGGAUACGCCAGCGAACACUAGCACAGCCGCAUCAGCCUCUACAAGGCUCCACUGCCGAUCGCAAGUUGGACAUUGGCUUGGUAGACGAUCCGAACGCCGGCGUGAACUCGAAAUGUCAAUGGUCACAUAGCCUUGUACCCGGAGAGCUCAAGAGCAACCCGUCAGCCGACAAAGCGUUCAAGGCGUGGCUCGGCCUUGGCCGAUACGCGAGGGAUGUGCUCGCUGCCCAAGACAGCCGCCGCUUUACAUUCGAUCGACUCGGAGGCAUCGCUUCUAAGCAAUGCGACGUCCACAAGGAUGGGCUGCAGUUCGUGUCUACAGUGCUCGGGUUUCUCUGCAUGAACGAGGAGCAGUUAGAAUUCGACCCCACAAUCAUUACCAUUGGAGACAAGCGGUGUAUUGAGAUCGAGCGGGAAUGUGGAAAAGAGCGCCUCGUCAUUGACAGAUUGAUAAAGCGGGUGCCUUGCAUCGCUGGUCGAGUGACAACCUGUUGGAAAGCCUACAAAGAAAAGGAUCCCGACGCGCCGCUUGUUGUCAAGGAUUCAUGGCAGUAUCUAGAGCGCGAUGAGGAGGGCGAGUUGCUGCGUGAGGCAAUUGAGGUGGACGUGGUUAAUGUGGCGAGAUACUAUCAUCAUGAGACGGUUCUUGUAGGCACGCAGGACAACUCCAUCUGCGGGAACGUGCGACAAGGUCUUGAUAUAACGAAAGCGACAAACUACAGGCCAGGAAGCAUAAUGCCAUAUCCAAGCACAGUUCGCUCCCUCUCAAGAAAAGGCCGAAGCAGCAGCGCUACCGGACGGAAGCGAUCCUCGAGUUGCACGAACGUAUCCUUACCGCCUAGCAAGCGAAUUUAUUCUAGCUCUCCUGUAAAGGGAGGAAGAACAACAGUGGAUCGAGGGCACCGCCGCGUUGUUGUCCGAGACUACGGGAAGCCUAUAUAUAUGGCGAGUUCCAGGGCUAGCCUUCUGGCUGCGCUAGAAGGCUGCAUCACAGGGUACGAGUCGUUGUAUACGCGGGCCGGCAUGCUACAAUGCGAUAUCUCGCCGAACAACCUUAUGGUGAACGAAGACGAGGACAAUCCCUCCUGGCAUGCCUUCUUGAUCGACCUAGACCUUGCUAUCAAGGACGAUCGAGAGAAACCAUCAGGGGCACGAGGGAAGACUGGCACGCGAGCGUUCAUGGCGAUUGGAAUACUUUACGACGAUAAGCAGCAUUCUUUCAUGCACUACCUAGAAUCUUUUUUCUGGGUGCUGUUUUGGAUAUGCAUUCACUAUAACGGAUCGCAGGGAAGAAACUAUGCAAACACAGAGGAGCUAGCUAAGCUACAGCUGGGCACAGUAUCAGAUGAUGAGAUUUUUCGUAAAACUAUCCUAAAACACUUCACAGACUAUUACCAGCCACUUAUACCUUGCGUUGAUAGAUUGCGGAGAAAGAUAUUCCCUGGAGGCGGAAGGUGGAGGGUCCCGAAUCCGAGGCUGUACUUGGAUAUGAAGGAGAUCCUAAGAGCAGCACGGGAUGACUUGAAGGAGGUCUGUUCUAAGCCUGAGGGAAUAAGCCUCCUGUGA
Messenger RNA from Bipolaris sorokiniana ND90Pr, 1944 nucleotides. RefSeq lists its product as uncharacterized. The transcript is spliced from 6 exons. Lineage: Eukaryota; Fungi; Ascomycota; Dothideomycetes; Pleosporales; Pleosporaceae. Bases 1 to 1944 code for a protein of 647 amino acids. The record is from RefSeq and is a predicted model, not a curated record.